UAGGGCUGCGGGGUGGGGUAAUUAAUGAGGCUGGGGGUUAAUUAGGGGGUAAUUAAUUAAUUGCCUGCCCCUUCAGAGCGAUGGCUGAAGAUGAAGGGAGCCCAAAAUGGCGCCGCGUUGGGAUCCUGGGCUACGGCCGGCUGGGUCAGUUCCUGGCCGCUCAGCUGCUGUCCGUCGGCCCCCCCCUGGGGCUGCGCCUGGCCUUCGUGUGGACGCGCAGCGGGGGGCGCUUGGAGGGGGUCCCCCCCCAACUGCAGCUGAGGGACCUGAGGGAGCUGCGGCGCACGGGGGUGGACCUGGUGGUGGAGGUGGCACAUCCGUGUGUGGCACAGGAGCACGGCGAGGACAUCCUGGCACACGCGGACUUCAUGCUGGGGUCCCCGACGGCGCUGGCCGACCCCCAGACGGAGCAGAGGCUGCGGGGGGCGGCGUUGAAGGGGGGACACAGCCUUUAUGUCCCCCGUGGGGCCCUGUGGGGCUGCGAGGACAUCCGGCGCAUGGAUGAGAGCGGAGAGCUGGCUGCUCUGAAGGUGACGAUGACGAAGGCUCCUGAGAGCUUCCGCCUGCAGGGGUGGCUCCAGGAGCGCCUGGAGGCCGCGGUGGCAUCUGGUGGCCGCGUUGUCCUCUACGAGGGUCCCCUGCGUCCCCUGUGUCCCCUGGCUCACAACGUCAACACGAUGGCGGCCGCGGCGGUGGCAGCUCCCAGCCUCGGCUUCGAUGGCGUCCAGGCCUGUUUGGUGGCCGACCCCAGUGUCCCCGAUUGUCACGUGGUGGAGGUGGAGGUGACUGGCGGGGGGGACAAAGGCAGAGCUCUGCGUGUCACCAGCAAACGAAGGAACCCCGCGGCCACCGGCGCCGUCACCGGCGAUGCCACCAAGGCCGCCUUCUGGAGCAGCGUCCUGGCGUGUCGAGGGCACGGCGGCGGCGUGCAGCUCUGCUAAGGAGACCCCAUAAAGGACCCCAAUUGUCCCCAUAUGGGAAUGGGGGACUGAAGACCCCAUAAAGGAC
Molecule: messenger RNA, 1008 nt
Organism: Lagopus muta (rock ptarmigan)
Lineage: Eukaryota; Metazoa; Chordata; Aves; Galliformes; Phasianidae
Gene: ASPDH
Product: aspartate dehydrogenase domain containing
Biological process (GO): NAD+ biosynthetic process
Molecular function (GO): NADP binding; L-aspartate dehydrogenase [NAD(P)+] activity
Source: RefSeq, a predicted model, not a curated record